Penicillium chermesinum is the source of this 1245-nucleotide messenger RNA. RefSeq lists its product as uncharacterized. Gene Ontology annotation, biological process: protein phosphorylation. NCBI's taxonomy places the organism in Eukaryota, Fungi, Ascomycota, Eurotiomycetes, Eurotiales, Aspergillaceae. The coding region runs from base 1 to 1245 and encodes 414 amino acids. The transcript has a single exon. The record is from RefSeq and is a predicted model, not a curated record. Gene Ontology annotation, molecular function: protein kinase activity; ATP binding.
AUGAUAAAUCCGGAAGACAGAUUCUUUUCGGAGGGCCAGGGCUACUUCGGCCCGCGAGAAAACCCCUUGACCGAGACCCAUUGCAACGUCUGGGACUGGGAUCGCCUACAGAUGGUUAAGGUCAAAGGCACCGCCAAGCUGUUCCUACCGGAUGAGGAUGUGGAAAUCCCGGUUUCGGCGCAUUUCGCUGACUACCUGUCGCCGCAUGUCCGCGCAAUCACAGUCGACGACGACGGGCUCCUUGCUGGAGUCUCGACCGAUCCGGAAGAGGAUGACACUCUAUUUGUUGCAUAUCUUCCAUUCUCAAGUCUUGAGUCACUCACCGAUUGCCGGACAAUCCAGUACUCUAAACUUCACGAGCUUGACCGACUCUCACCCGGCGUUGAUCUCUCAUUAUACAAAGACGAGUUUGGGAUCCCUCAAAAGGUUGCUUUCAAAUUCAACCCUUUAGCAAAACCUCUGAGACUACAAAUGGCCUGGGACGAACUCAACCUCUUUAAGCGUCUGCCACCACACCCCAAUAUAGUACCAUUUGAUCGCGUUGUUCUCGAAGACGUGGAGUCUCGGGUCAUUGGAUUCACAACGAAGUACAUCCCAGCUGAAAAUCUCGCGGAUCCAAAAGUGCCUUUCCGGUUUGAGUGGCUACAGCAGCUCACCCAACUCGUCGAUUUCCUCAAUCUGGAACUGGGGAUCAUGCAUCAAGAUAUUGCCCCCCGAAAUCUGCUUAUCGAUCCCGACACACAAAAGAUUCUUCUCUUUGACUUUGAUCGCGCUGCAUGCGGAAAGAGACGCUUGAUGGAGGGUCGAGAUGACAUAAAUGGUGUUGUAUUUACGCUAUACGAGCUCAUCACGAACGAUACACAUCUCACGAGUAUUCCCCACUGGGAUCGAAACAUAGACAUGGUGCAAAGUAUGCCAGAGUGGACUUGCAAUCGCGAGCUGGACUCUGACGUCUCGAAGUUCCGCAACUUUUUGAAUGAAUGGGUAGCCACGCGAAAGUUGGACGGAGACAUGGAACGAUAUCUCAAUGCACCCAGCCGGCUAACAUGGCCGGAUCUGCCAAGAGCGCCGGACUAUGAUGUACCUUAUGAAAUGGGCCAAACUUCCGAUGGAAAACCAAUUUGGACAACGGGCCCACGGUUCAGACGCACUGCGAUGGAGAAGGGGCAGUAUUGUUUCCGUUGGGAGAGACCACCCCAGAGCAGGGCUAAGAAUGACGUGCACCGGCCUGAUAUUGGAAAAUAG